UGCCUUUUACGUAUGUUUUUUGUGAAGAGACCACAGUAAUAUUUUGUUUGUUUUACUACCAAAUAGAAAGAGUUAAACAAUGAUUAAUGUAGUUAAACCAUGGUUAGUUUACUGGUUAGUAAACACAGAAAAACAAGUUACGUAUUUAUAAGUAACUUUUUAUAAUUGUAUAAUUCACCUGUAAUAAUAAUUUUAUAAUUUGCCUGUAUACACAUAAAAUUACACCAAGAAGUGAUAGGUUUGGAUGAAUUACAAUAAAAAAUUAUAAUUGUAUAUUUUGUUGCGUAUGAGUGUUAGGGACCCGGAUGUAGUUUCUGUCUUCACGUAGCCUACAGCUUUUUAAUUUCUGAACAAUUUCGUUUGCACUACACUUUCAUUAUAUAAAUAAAGAAUUGGCUAGAUUUAGAAAUGCAAGCAGUAUAUAUUUAUUUAUUUAUUUAUUUUACUCUAAUAUCUAUGCAACAUCACUGUCACGCGAUAUUUCAGUGUCACGGGCUUACCGCCAAAAUCUCGCACUCUUGUACAGCUACGUUAUCUAUUAAAACUGUGAGAUUCCAUAAUGGAAUGGGACAAAGUAACGUUAAAUGGGACACAGUCGUUAUUUUUCCUCAGUCUUCCAGAUCUGCGCAGUUUGUGUUGUGUCAAUCUAUUCUUCCCUGGCACCCAUGAUGACGGAGAGUUGAGAAACAUGCAAGUAAAAACCUGCAGAGAACUUGUGCUUUUAUAUUCAAACAUUGUUGCCUCACCUGUUUUGGGUCAAUUUGGGGGCAUCACUGUUGUAAUGACAAAUGCGUUUCACGAGAAAGGCAUCAUUCAUGCUUUUGCACGGACACAUGGUAUGCAGUGUACCUGCCCUCAGAAAGCAUUGCCUGCUGUACUGCAGUCCUGUUUGUCUUAUUCUUUGACUGCUAGAUUGGCCCCCAAAUGGAAUAAAGCUGGCCAAUAUCUUAUUGCAGGAAAGGACUUUCUCAAUCAAUCUGGUAAACUUAAUGCAGUUGUUUUGGAGCUAAGCAUCACAGAGACUCAGCUAUGUGUUAGUGUGGAGGCCAACCAAGUCAGAGUUCCCCCAGCUGUGAUAAAGGAUUUUAAUUUUCCUACUCCUGUGGUGGAAAACUUCCAGUACACUUAUGAUGCUGUGCUUUAUACAACCAUGCCAAAUAACUGGUGUCACGUACUACCAAGUAUGAAGAAAGGUCAGCUCAUCAGCAUCAGUCACAGAAUUCCAAAGGAAUGUCCAUUCCAAUCAUACUCAGAGUUCCAGAGGCAUUGGAAUAGCAUGUAUGGAUAUCAGCUUCCCUCGGAAAGUGAAGAAAAAGUGAUCUACUGCAGUCUGUACUUUAAGCCAAUAGGUGACAAGCUGUUCACAUACCCAAUGUGCUGUAUCCGCACUCAGCCAGUACAGUGUUUUUCCAGAGUGGACCUGCAGGGGGUGCUGAGCACCUUCAUAUCAGAUCUGCGGACUGGACUGGAAAGUGUUUGUGGUUUUCCAAUACAGAUGUCCAACAAGCCUUGCUACUACAACAAUGAACUGAUCAGACCAGUCUCUGAGUACUCCGGAACCCUGCCUGUAAAUCUAACAACAGACAGCAGGAUCAGCACUGUGCCAAACCAUACACCCAUCAGCAGCCUGCAGGACACAGCUCGACAUGACUCGUCUGGGAAACAGACUGAAAAGAAAAAACAUCCCAGUUUGGUGUCAUCUUUUGACCAAAAAACGUGGCCUUUCCUCAACCCGAAAACUCCCACACAUGUUAAUUUUACAGAGAGCCAGUCACAGUCUGUGUUUCUGAGACCAAAAUUUGUGCCAGUCUUCAGAAGCCAAUCACACACCUGCCACGUAAAUGUGACAUUGAUUCCUACAGAGAAACAGCAAAGGGGACUGGAAGGACAGAAGAAGCUGACAGCAGUCGUAACCCCUUUGUCGUCUACCUGCCUGCAGUCAUCCAAGCUCCAGUGCUCUACACCUCCAGUCCAUUCCUCACAGUUUUCCAGGCCAAACCCUGAUCGUGUGACCUUACCCUUUUUUAAGGGGCAGAUGGCCCACAGUGGAGUCACUAAAGUUCUUCCAAAGCAGCCUUUUGUACAGACACAUCCCCAAAUUUGUGGGAUCUCCGGUAAAAGAGGAGGAGACACUUUUGAGUCACAACCAAAGAGACUCAAACCGAGUGUGCUGGAUGUGGAUGAGUAUGCCAAAAGAAAUCAGCUCUCGAAGGUCAACUCCGUGACUCUGCAGGCGUGGUUGAAGAGUCGAGGGGUCAGCGUGUGCUCAAAGGUUAAGAAAGAGCAGCUAGUGUCAAAGGUUAUGCAAUGUCUGAGUGAAACCUAGGCAGAGGAGCCACAUCUAGAAUGGAUGCCUAAGUGUUGGAUUACCAGAACACUACGCUGUAGUAACACUACGCUAUAUCUUUCCACCUACAGUAAGUUCUUGUUUGGUGUACUAAUAAUCGUUCUUGACAGUUUGAUAAUGAGUUUGCAGUUAGCCGUUCAAUGCUACAGCAUUUCAUUUAGGCAAGACCAAGAAUGUUAUUUGAGCUUAAAUAUGUCUGUUUAAAUAGAUAUUUGCUUUGAAAAAAGUUGUGGAUAAACAUUGUCAUAAGACAUAAACAUCUUACUGUAAUUACAUGAUGUAAUUUUUCGUCAUCUUGUUUAGUAUUUAGUCAAUUGCUGACUUUAAUCCAUUAACACAAGAAAAGAUACUAAGUGAACACAAUACAUAGAUUAUUGGAGUUUUCAAUAAAGGUUUUUCAAGUUUU
Messenger RNA from Paramisgurnus dabryanus, 2753 nucleotides. The record is from RefSeq and is a predicted model, not a curated record. Lineage: Eukaryota; Metazoa; Chordata; Actinopteri; Cypriniformes; Cobitidae.